This is a messenger RNA of Harmonia axyridis, 2094 nucleotides long. Its product is annotated as coiled-coil domain-containing protein 96-like. The record is from RefSeq and is a predicted model, not a curated record. NCBI's taxonomy places the organism in Eukaryota, Metazoa, Arthropoda, Insecta, Coleoptera, Coccinellidae. The transcript has 12 exons. Gene Ontology annotation, biological process: cilium assembly. Gene Ontology annotation, cellular component: ciliary basal body; axoneme. Bases 79 to 2034 code for a protein of 651 amino acids.
UAUCUUGUCAAAUAAUUUUGAAAGCUCUCACGAGAAUUGAGAAUGUCAGUGUGGUUUUUUUUCUGAAAGAAAUUGAGAAUGUCACAAAAUACAGAAAGUAUAGAUAACCAAACUGGCGAUGAACCUAUUUCUGAAGCAACAACUGAAAUAACAGAGGUUACUGCUACUGAUACCCAGGAGAUAGCGAAUGAACCUGAUGAAAUACAGCAAGGUCCUGAAGAAUCACUUGAAACUCAUGAUGAAGAAGGUGAAGAAACCAAAGUUGAAGAAACAACCGAAACAGCUGAAGGUGAAACUGAAGUUGAAGCUGAAGCUGGAGAGAAGCCUGUAGAGGCUGCCGAUGACGAAACAAAACCUGUGGAAGCUUCGGUGGAAGGUAUUGAAUCAGAAGACGUAGAUUUCGAUGAAACGAAAAUUGCAGAAGAAAUUGACGAAGCUGAUAGAGACCAAGCCAUUGAGGGAGAACCGACAGAAGAAGUUGAUGCUACCCAGGAAGGAGAAGCUGAAGAAGGUUUAACAGAAGAGAAAGAAGAACUCACAGAAGGAGAAAAACUACUGGCGGAAAUAGAUACAACGAAAGUUAUCGAAGAGGCGGACACAGAAAUAGACUACCAACGUCAUGUGGUAUUAGACACUGAGGCUUCCCAUAUAACGCUCAACCCAGACGAUCUUCCUGAAAUAAGAGGUUUAGCUGAACUCGAAUACGAGUCCCCGGAUGACUCACAAAAGGAUGUGACCUUCGAUGACCUUUAUCUAUCUAGACGAAAAAGCGCCAGACCGUCACUUGCUGUCAAAUUGAUGGCGGAAGAAGAAGCAGCUGAGAAAAAACGAAGAGCCAGAAGAGAUCUGGCGAAAGGAAAGAAGGUCGCAGAAGAAGAAGAGGAAGAAAUCGCAGCCGUAGUGGUACCAUUAACCAGAGAAGAAAACUAUGCUCUCCACGAGAAACUGACCGCGGAACUCGCUUACAUUCGAAUGAAAAAUAAAUACCUCCAGCGCAAGAUGGCCGAUUUCUUCAAAAAGCGUAAAAUGGAGCACGCCCUUAGGGAGGAAAAUGAGAUACAUACCGAGGCUCUCCAGAAGUACGAGAAAAAGUUGGACCGUUUGGCCGAUUUGUUUGCCAUGUACAGCGCAGAGACCUCGAAGAUACAGGGAGAGUUGGACAUACAGCAGAAGGAGAAAGAAGAUAAAUACUCGGAGAGAGAUCAGCUUUUCCAGAGGGCGGUGAAUAGGGAGAGGGAGAUUGGUAUCGGUCUGAUCAGCACGAAGACUGGCAAGGAAAUUCCGGAUAAGGUUGUAGAGCAACUCAUACGCAGACAAGUCAACGCCACAAAGCAGAUAGCCGAUCUGAGAUUAAAAUUUAUAACAAAGAGAGACGAACUGGCUGAGAAAACAGCCGAGUUGAAGGCACUGGAUAACAUAGGAGAAGAUCUAUCCCUGAUGGACUAUGAACAGCUUAAGAUAGAGAAUAGAGCACAUUCGGACAAGUUAGAAGAAAAAGAAGAGGAACUCACAAAACUACGAGUAAAAUGUAGAAACGCAGUGCAAAUAAUGGCUCACGUUAGAGAAAAAUCUGCAGCACUGGAUGCAGACAUGGACGUUCUGAAAGAAGAAUUUGAAGAGGUCCACUAUCAAUAUAUAGAGAUUCGAGAGCGUCUCAACUUCUACAAAACCGAAAGAGACGUUAUAAGGAAUAAAACCAUGAAACUAAAGGCUGAAUCUGGUCUGCUGACGAAACCGAACCUAUUGCAAGACAUGGAGACUUCCAUGAAAGAGGUAAAACUCUACGAAAAAACUCUGGAGAAGGUGAAGAACGAGUACAACAAAAAGACCCAACAAAUUCGGAAUCUGAGGAAGAAUAUAGCCUACGAGAUGGUCAUGAGUAAGAAGCAGCCCAGGGAGAGGAAGAAGAAGAAGACAACGGCGAAGUUCUAUGGAGGAAGGCCUACCCUAAUUGUUCCGAGAUUACCGAAGACCUUUAUUGAUAGGUUGGAAGCAAAAUCGAAAGCAGUCAAUAAUCUGAAAGAAGAGUCAUAAUAUAAGAAUAUUUUAAUUCAUGUUGUUUCAAAGCGAUGUGGAAUAAAAUUUUUGAAUUGA